This is a messenger RNA of Phoenix dactylifera (date palm), 2374 nucleotides long. NCBI's taxonomy places the organism in Eukaryota, Viridiplantae, Streptophyta, Magnoliopsida, Arecales, Arecaceae. The record is from RefSeq and is a predicted model, not a curated record.
CCCCCGGCAGGGAACAAAUCCCGAACCCAAAGCUCGAAAACUCCGCUUCCUUUCGCUCCACCCUUCUUCUAUCCUUUCCCUUUCGGCGACGAUCGCAGCAAAACAGAAUCCCUUCUCUUCCCGGCUCAAGCUUUCCAAAGCGAAGCAUCCUUCUUCUUCUUCUUUUCCCGCCAUGUCUCCAUACCUUCUCUCCUUCACCUCCGAAUCUCCUCGCACGAAGCCCACCCACCCCAUCUCUUCCUUUUCUUCUACUUAUAUGCCCCGCAUCUCCACUUCGUCUCACAUUUCAUUCUCUUCUGCCGAAAGGAAACAAAAUGGCUUCCGAAGAGGGCGCAGCCGUCGAUGCGCGGCAACAGCAGCAAUCUGUCGAAUGGUUCAAGUACUCCAAGAGGGUGGUCUUGAGGUCGAUCGUGUGUCGGGAAGACAAGGGGCUGGGAUUGGCUGGAGAGAGAGCUGUGGUGGGGGGAUGGGUCAGAUCGCGAAAAGAGAAGGCGGGGAAGGGUGUUGCCAGAGGGCCGAGACAAGGUGCGGCGCCGGCGCCGGCGCAGGACGUGACAUGCGGCGAAGUCGCGGUGUUUCGAGUGCCAAUCCUCAGAUCAAUUGCGAGGAUUUUGAUGAUAAAAGAUGAACCUGUUGUUCAGAGGCCUGUUGCAGCGCCAGCCAAAAGGGAGCCGGUUGUUGCUUACUUGCGGAUAAAUGAUGGGUCUUGCAUUGCUGACCUUCAGAUAGUAGUGCACUCCUCCAUGUCUCUUCCUGGCCAAGAUAUCUCUAUUGGAACUUCUGUCUUGGUAGAAGGUGUGUUAGAGAAGAUACCAUCGCCAGGCAGGCACGUUGUACAACUUAAAGUAGAGAAGAUUCUACAUGUUGGGAUUGUUGAUCUCAAGAAAUAUCCACUCGCAGAGACAAAGUUUUCUUUCGAGUUUCUCAGAGCUUAUCCCCAUCUUCGUCCUCGUACAAGUAUUGUUGCAUCUGUCACUCGCAUCCGGAAUAUCCUAUCUUAUGCUACUCAUAAGUUCUUCCAGAACAAUGGAUUCUUAUUUGUUCACAUGCCCAUUAUCACAACUACAGAUUCGAGAGUUUGUAGCAAGAUGUUCCAUGUUACAACUCUUUUCAGCAAAUCAGAUGAUAUGGAAAAGUUAAUGACAACAGAUGAUCAUGAACGCGUCGACCUUGAAGUAGUCAAGGCUGCAAUAAAGGAUAAAAGCAAGAGAAUUGAAGAGCUGAAAAGAAGUGACAGCAAUAGAGAAGCUCUACUUGAUGCGCAGCGAGAUCUUCAGAAGGCUAAUGAGCUAGCUCUACAGCUGGACAAGAGACAAAAAUCAACCUCAUUAAAAAUUAAAGAAGUUAAUUUCUCGAAUGAUUUCUUUUCUCGUCCAGCAUAUCUCUCUUUUUCGACAGGACUUCACCUUGAAAGCUAUGCAUGUGCACUCAGUAGUGUUUACACAUUUGGACCAAUAUUUCAAGCAGAUGAUUCUCAGUCGCCAAGGAACUUGGCAGAAAUGUGGAUGGUUGAGGUUGAACUGGCUUUUGCGGAAUUAGAGGAUGCAAUUAACUGUGUGGAGGACUACUUGAAGUUUCUUUGUCGCUCAAUAUUGGAAAGUUGUUCCACUGACAUCAAAUUUAUGUCAAAAUAUAUGAACAAGGACUGCAUUGGUUGCCUUAAAUCAAUAGGAUCAAGUUCUUUUGCUCGAAUAACUUAUGCAGAAGCAUUGGAGAUUCUAAAGGAGGUAAAGGAUCAUACAUUUGAAACUAAAGUAGAACAGGAUCUAUCGGAGGAGCAUGAGAGUUAUUUGGCGGAUAAGAUAUACAAAAGGCCGGUAAUUAUAUAUGAGCAUCCAAAAGAAGUCAAGCCAUUUUAUAUGCAUGUCAGAGAUGAUGGGAAAACAGUUUCUUCUUUUGAUAUCAUUGCGCCAAAGGCUGGAGUUUUGGUUAGAGGAAGCCAAAGGGAGGAGCGCAUUGAUAUGAUCACUAAGAGGAUCCAGGAGCUUGGCCUACCUCAAGAACAGUAUGAUUGGUAUCUGGAUCUUCGAAGACAUGGUACUGUAAAGCACUCAGGUUUCAGCCUUGUGUUUGAGAAAAUGGUUAUGUUUGCCACUGGCCUUGAUGACAUUAGAGACACAAUAGCAUUCCCCAGAACCCAUGGCUCUGCAAAUACAUAAACUACUUGCUUACCUGAUGAUGAGAGAAAGCACUGUACAUUCAUGAAUCAUGUAUUAUUCUCAAAAAAAUUGCUGCCAUUGUAUUGGUCUCUUGUGAUGGAGACCACCACACAUUCCAUAUUGCUACAUGUAAUUUCUUCUAUACAAAAUGCAGAAGCUUGGAUAUAAAGUAUUUGUUUCUAAAUACAUACAAGUGAGUUUUUAGAAGUCUCCCA